Acanthosepion pharaonis is the source of this 600-nucleotide messenger RNA. The record is from the annotation of a GenBank genome assembly. NCBI's taxonomy places the organism in Eukaryota, Metazoa, Mollusca, Cephalopoda, Sepiida, Sepiidae.
AUGACCCAAAAGAUCUAUAUCUACAAAUGUUUCGUAUUUUUCUUUCUUUCUUCUCCUUAUAAUCCGUAUUCUCUUUCUCAUUCUCUCUUUCUUUAUCUCUCUCUUUCUCUCGCUUUCUUUCUCUCUCUCUCAUUCUCUCUCUCUCUCUAUCUCUCUCUCUCUCUUUCAAAUUUUAUUCACUUUAAUAUUUCGCCAGGGGCAUUUUCUUUUCUUUUACUCCUAAUUUUAUAUCGACUUUUUAUUCUUUCUCACGUUUUUAAUCGAAUAUUUUCCCGCUCUUUCUCUCUUUCUCUUCUCUCUCUCUCUCUCUUUCUCCCCUGCCCGUCUCUCUUUCUCCUUCUCCCUUCUCUGUCUUUCUUCUCUCAUCUCUCAUUCUUUCCCUCUCUCUUUUUUCCUCUCUCUCUCUCUAAAUCUUUCGCCUGUUCCUUUUUAGUAUAUUCCCCAUUUUCCCCCCUCUCUCUCUCUUUUCUCUCUCUUUUUCUCUCUGUUUUUCUCCUCUCUCUCUCUCUCUUAAACGUAUUCUCAGAAAACUCUCUUUCUUUUUCUCUUCUCUUUCAAUACUUGACUCUCCUUAUUUGCCUUUUUCCUGAAUUUCUUUAA